AUGCCGUCCACACCUAGUACAAUCCCAGAGACGCGAGUCAUCUCCCCGUCGCCCUCCCUUUCCGAUAGAUCAGACGCACGUGAUGGCUACUUUGCGCCGGUAACGCGAUCUGCGUCACGCCGACAACAAGAUGGGUCUGUCUCAGGGCGCACACGAAGCCCACCUGAUGAGACACCAUCAAGGAGUUCCACGCGACAACGUCGACCGGCUCGGCGGUCCAAUCCCAAAAUCCCAGCUUCACCACCAGCUACCAAUGGAAGCACCAACGGUUUCCUAUCACCCACGAAAGUCUCAGAUACACUACGCGACCUAUCGAGAUCGCCAUCCCCCCUCGGUCUGAUUCCUCUACAUUCCAGAUACCGCAGUUUCAUUCACCGCCAUGAAAUUCCACGGAAGGUCCUGCACGUGUCAAUUGGGUUCUUGACACUUCACCUCUAUAGCCGAGGUAUCCAGACACUUGAAAUUACACCGGUACUCUUCUCUGCUCUAGUCCCAAUCGCAGUGACGGACUUUGUAAGACAUCGUUCGGAGAAGGUCAAUAAGUUCUAUGUUCGUACUUUGGGUGCGCUCAUGCGCGAGACUGAGGUCUCCGGCUACAACGGUGUGAUCUGGUACUUGCUCGGCGCAUAUGUCGUCCUUCGUUUCUUCCCCAAGGAUGUUGGCGUAAUGGGCGUACUCCUUCUCAGCUGGUGCGACACCGCAGCAUCAACCUUUGGCCGCAUGUACGGCCGCUACACCCCUCGUCUCCGACAAGGGAAGAGUCUGGCUGGCACCGCAGCCGCCUGGCUAGUUGGCGUUGUCACCGCCGCCGCUUUCUGGGGUUGGUUUGUGCCCUAUAUGGGUGCGUUCCCCAAUGAUCCAGAAGGCUCGUUCUUGUUUACCGGCAGCCUAAAUCUGUUCCCAAAUUGUGUUCGAAGUCUGGUGGGCUGGGACGCCGUUGAGACUUCAUCCACCACCAUCACCGGCCCAUUGGCUCUUGGCGUUAUGAGCGUUGUUUCUGGCUUCGUCGCUGCCGGCAGCGAAUUUAUCGAUCUUUGGAGCUGGGAUGACAAUUUCACCAUCCCUGUGCUGAGUGGACUUGGACUUUGGGGAUUCCUGAAGGUCUUUGGCUAG
Molecule: messenger RNA, 1113 nt
Organism: Penicillium pulvis
Lineage: Eukaryota; Fungi; Ascomycota; Eurotiomycetes; Eurotiales; Aspergillaceae
Product: diacylglycerol/polyprenol kinase family protein
Exons: 1
Coding region: 1-1113 (370 amino acids)
Biological process (GO): phosphatidic acid biosynthetic process
Cellular component (GO): endoplasmic reticulum membrane
Molecular function (GO): ATP-dependent diacylglycerol kinase activity
Source: RefSeq, a predicted model, not a curated record